UGCCUAUAAUUGGCAUUCCUCCACGAGUGGAACUACAGUCGCAAAUUCGACCAAAACCACCACAAAACAAAUUACCUCCCCAUCCAUCCCUCUCGCUCAGGUCGACUCGUCAGUCUAUUGCGAACGUCACUCAUGUUGCGUGGGGCGGGAGAAGCGAACUUGGAGUUGAAUUGACGUCCGACAGAGGGAGAGAGAUAGGAGAGACACAGAGAGAGGCAGAAGAUACAUGAGCCUGUCUUUGACAACCUGUUCAGUGAGACGUGCGCAUCUCAGCUGUGCCGCUUUUGGCCAAGGAGUCCAUCACAUCGUUCUCAGUCUGCGCACAUACUUCCACUGGCAAACAGUAGGCUACUUGGAGACGCGAGGGGAGGAGCGGUGUAGUGUAUGGAGAGUGGGACUUUAUUUUGAUAGCCUAUAAUUUCCAAUAACCUACGCGGGACUGAAAUCUAUCUCCACUGAACUGUUUAAAGAAAUAAGAGCCGUAAGAAAUACGACAGAUUCAACGCCGAAAGGGAGAGAAUCAGAGUGAUUUCCGACUGCUGGGUUUAUGAGGAAUCCGCUUUGUGGAUACAAGGAGCGGCUCCCCUAAACAUUCAAAACGAAGGGUUCCGUGCGUUAAAAGUUACCCGGUGAAUUCUUAUCACAUUUCUACUCUCUUUUGAGAAUUGGUAUAAAUCGACAUUGGAACUAAGAAAUUCUACGAAACCGGAAUACUUAAGUGGGGAUACCUAAAUUUACAACGCAUUUAUGGUAAGACAUCUAAAGCGGUCUUGAAACUGAAUUAUCGCUGAGCCGCGUGAGGGUACGGAAUAUCGCGUCGUAGACUUAGUUUCAAGACAGCCCACCCGCUGCGCUGACUACACCUCUGAGUAAGACUAUUUCCAGGUUAUGAGGGAUCGAAGCUAAAGAUGGAGCUUUUCUGGAUUUUGUUAUUUUCUAUCAUCCACCCAUACACACGAGGGCAAGGUGUUUACGCCCCUGCCAAUGCCCAGAUCUCGCACGCGGGCCAGGCAUGCGUGGUGAAGGAGGACAACAUCAGUGAGAGGAUCUACACUAUCAGAGAGGGAGACCGCCUGGAGCUCCAAUGUCUGGUCAAAGGACACCCACAACCACAGGUGCGGUGGACCAAGACGGCGGGAAGUGCCUCUGACAAGUUCCAGGAGACGUCCAUCUACAACGAGACGCUGCGCAUCGAGGGCAUCCAGCGGGUGCAGGGCGGCCGCUACUACUGCAAGGCCGACAACGGGGUGGGGGUGGCUGCCAUCAAGUCCAUCCGGGUAGACGUGCAGUACCUCGACAAACCUGUGCUGACAGUGCACCAGACCAUCAGUGAUGUGCGCGGGAGCUAUUACCAGGAGAAGACGGUGUUCCUGCGCUGUACGGUCAACUCCAACCCCCCAGCCCGCUUCAUCUGGAAACGUGGCAACACGCCCAUAGAGCAGAGCAAGGAUACCGGAGUGGACAUCUACGAACCGCUCUACACACAGGGGGAGACCAAGGUGCUGAAGCUGAAGAACCUGAGGCCAAAGGACUUUGCAAACUACACAUGUGAGGUGACUGUUCGCAACGUGUGUGACAUCCCUGAGAGCUCUGUCACCUUUCGGCUCACCAACGCCACCACUCCCCCUGCUCUACGGCUGUCUGUCAACGAGACCUUGGUGGUGGACCCCGGGAAAGACGUGACCCUGUCGUGUGAGGUGACCGCCGGAUUCCCUAAGCCCACUGUCAGCUGGUCGCGCUACCCCAACCCAUUGCCGAGAAACUCGUUGGUAAGGAAUGGGACUCUGACACUGCGCUCGGUCACACCCGCCGACUCAGGCUUCUACAACUGCACAGCGGUCAACAACGUCGGGAACCCGGCCAAGAGGAACGUCAACCUCCUCGUCCGAAGUAUGGGCAACCUCACCUUCCAGAUCACACCCGACUCCAACAAGGACAGUGAGAGCAUCCAGAUGGGCCGCGAUCUCAAGCUCUCGUGUCACGUGGACGCACAGCCCCAGGACAAGGUCAACUACACAUGGUACAAGAACGCAGCACUAGUCUACAACUCGGACAGCUUGAUCGUGCUGCGCAGCGACCCGGACAUGGCACCGGGCACAAGUAGCCUGGAGAUCGUGGACAUGAAGUUCCGUGACCAGGCCACCUACAGCUGUGUGGCCAACUUUCCUGGGAGCACGGUGCCCGAGCUGAGGGUAGACGUCAACAUUACCCAGAGCAGCGUCACUCCCCCGAUUUUGACGGUGCCAGCAGGGGGCCAGGUGGUGAGUGUGAGGGAGGGAGGCUCUGCCGACCUGGUGUGCCUGGUGGAUGGCAAGCCCCGUCCGCCUGUGCUCUGGUCGCGCGCCGACAAGGACCUGCCUAUGCCCACGGGUGAGUGGGCAGUGGAGACACGCAACGGGCGCCUCCGGCUGACCAACGUCACCCGUGACCUGAUGGGUUCCUAUCGCUGCCAAACGGCGCCCUACAAUGGCCUCAACAUCAAGCCACGCCAGGCGCAGGUGCAGCUCAACGUGCAAUACGCUCCAGUCCUGGACCCGGUCUUUCAGGAUGUCCGUUCACCCAACUACCAGUUUGUGACAUUGCGCUGCCUCAUUCAGAAGUCCAACCCGGCACGUGUGGCCAGUGUCCGCUGGGUCCGAAAUGGCGAGCCCCUGUCCUCCCUGACCCCGAACCCGCAGGAGAACCCGCAGCUGAAAUUCAAGCUGGACCCCAGCAACAACGGCACAUAUGAGUGCCGUGUCAGCAACGGCGUGGGCAGCUCCACCUGCACCUUCAACGUCUCGUCCCGUCCAUACAACGCAGAGUUUUACUUUGAUACGCCCAACCCCAUCCGCAUUCAGAAGGUCAACAACUACUCCUACAACCUUCAGUGGACCCAGAGAGAGCCGGCAGCUACAGACCGCAUCAUCGGCUACUGGGUCAACGUCCGCACGAUUAAGCAGAAUGACAAGAUGAACCAGGUGAACAUGUUCUCCAAGCAGAUCGACAAGAAGGAGCCCGUGAAGGGCGGCCUCAUGUCCUACACCCUGACUGACCUGAAGAUCCCCGUCUCCUAUGAGAUCCGCCUGGCCCCCAUCACCACCUACAGCACCGGAGACUAUGUCAGUCGCACCAUCCAGUACUCAGAGCCCUACAUUUACCCAAGACCUUCAGACCACGUCUGUGGCUUUGAGGACGAACGCAUCUGCGGUUUCUCCCAGGACCGGGGUGACAAGUUUGAUUGGACUAGACAGAACCACCUGACCCAGAACCCCAAGCGCUCGUCCAAUACCGGCCCAGAGAUGGACAGGAGUGGAAACAAAGAAGGUUACUACAUGUACAUCGAGGCCUCUCGUCCCCGGGUCGCUGGGGACAAUGCCCGUCUCCUGUCCCCUCUCUACAACGUUACUGCUGCCAGAGGCCCCAAGGGCUCCAGUCGUCUCCCCUACUGUGUCUCAUUCUUCUACCACAUGAAGGGCAAGCACAUCGGUUCCCUGAAUGUGUGGCUGAGGGUGAAGAGCAUCGCCUCUGUGGGCGAUCGGGUCUGGACUCUGGAUGGGAACCAGGGUCCUGACUGGAUUCAGGCCAACAUCAACGUCAACCCCAGUGGACCCUUCCAGGUGAUGUUUGAGGCUAUUCGGGGAUCGGGCUAUGAAGGGGACAUUGCCAUCGAUGAUGUCUCAGUCACCAAAGGGAAAUGCAAGCAGGAGAACUCUGUCUCCAACACAGUUCUGAUUGGGGGAGCCCCAGGUCUGCGCUCGCUCCCAUUGGUCGCCUCACUGACCUUCGCCCUCUGCUCAUAUCUACUACUGCUCUACAGAUGAUGAGCACAAUGCACAGCGUCCCCUGUCUGCUGAGACAGGCUACUGCCCAGACUUGCGCUCUCUUCUUCUCUCCCUGUGUCCCUCGCUACCUCUCCCCACUCCCCUCCCUUCUUCCUCUCACCUUCUCCAUCCACCUUUUAGUUUUCAUCUCCAGCCCUGUUUUCGAUGAUAAUCCAUGCUUCACUUCUCCCAUUACACCUUGGCUAUGCUUGUAACUGACUGUCGUUUGAUUGACUCUCUCUCUCUAUCAUUCUCCUUUUCCACACUCACCCCUUUACUGUCGUAUGUGGCUGUGUUUUCCAGCCAUUCUCUCUUUCAACCAAUCACACUAUUUUUAACUGAGGCAAAGUCGCAAACUCAAUGACCUGACCUUUGACACCCAAUAUCACUCAAUCCAACCCCUCACAGCAGACACACUUCAUUCUUCUAUUCACUCUCACACACUUUUCCGUCACCCCCUUUACUCUUUCCAACCCCCCCGGUGACCACCCGUAUCCCUGACACACCAAAGUGUCGGACACUCUACCAAAGAUGAUGAAGAACCUGAGGAAAAAAGAGAAAGGAUGGGUGGGGGGAGGGGUUGAGAAUAAUAGGAUGACAAGGGUAGGGGGGUGCCCCCCCUCCUUAUUGAACCCUACCCCUCGCCUCCUUGGGUUGGGCGCCAGGGAGCUGCCGAUCACAGCUGACUGAGUGACUGACAGACUAAGGAAGGAAGGAAGGAAGGAAGGAAGGAAGGAAGGAAGGAAGGAAGGAAGGAAGGAAGGAAGGAAGGAAGGAAGGAAGGAAGGAAGGAAGGAAGGAAGGAAGGAAGGAAGGAAGGAAGGAAGGAAGGAAGGAAGGAAGGAGUUCCCACUUGCCUCUCCUCUACCGGUCAUUGCCGUAGAUGACUUGUGUUGGAUCGUACGUGUACAUUUCUCUAUAUAUGAUAUAUUACAAAAGUUUAAAUAAAUAAAUAAAACAUUCAGAAAAACACUCAUGGACAUGAGCAACGUUACAGGCUACGACAAAGCAAAACUACAGAAGCACAAAUUUAUACAAUCUACUCCCUUUUAUUUGGGGUUUUCCUCCGUGUGUUGUUGCUGUAUGUUGUCUCAAUCGAACUGCUUGUGUUCUUAUGGUUUUUUGGGGGGCGGAUGUGAAAAAAAGGGAGCGGUGACAUUUAUGUGGAAGAGACGGGUGUGGAUGUGUUGGUUGGUACCUAUGACACCCUUUGCCUAUAGCCCACUUGAGCACUCGUGGCAGGGAUGGGCCAGUCACCUCCAUUAUGCCCACCUCCCCACUCUCCACCCCAAAAAACAACUUGACAGAGACUAUGACUAGCCUCCCCUACUCACUCACCCUAGCCAGCCACAUCCCCUAUCUUCAAAGUCCAGCCAGUAACAGCAUCUCUCGGACUUCCUGCGGUCUACAGACAAUGGACCUCCUGCUUCCUGUACAAGGAGAAAGUGGAGGUGGAGCAUGAUUGAAAUCAACUACGCCAACCACGUCAAUACGCAUCAUUUAAAUGAGGCAUGGAUGUAGUAUAUUGGGGGCAGGGCGUCAAAAUCCAAGAGAAGGACCAACAGGGUAAGGGGGGGUGCAGAUCCGAUAGAUGAAUUCUAUUUCACAGGUUUCCGAUGAUGAAUGUCAUGUAUAGGAUUCUAGAGAAAUAACUGAAUCAACUAAAAAUCGACAACAUUUGGAAGGCAGCAGGUCCAAUUUCCUACUACAACUGUAUCAGCCGAUCGAGGUUGAAUGUCUUCGAUGUAACCAUAGUUUAUUUAAGAUGAUUACUUAUGUAACAUUGUUACAGUAUGAUUGUGUUUCUGUGUGGAGCAAUACUCAUUCACUAUCAGCUCACAUAGUUAGCCUGAGCACAUUGUGAUUGAUCAAAGCCUACAUCCUGCAAAUGCACAUGUUCGCCCAAUUAAGGUAGGGAUUCCAAUGAGCCCCAAGCACAUUGUUGCACAAAGGUACAGAUUCAAUCCGAUCGUAGAUUCUUGACAACGCAGCCUUUAAAGGCAAUGUUCACAGUAAAUGCUUCAGAUGUCCGUUCAAACAGAAAUCACCUUUAAAAGCUGCAUUGUCGACCAUGCGCGAUCGGAUUGAAUCUCAGCUAAAGUAAUUGGUCACAAUCUAAGAACGAAACAACACACUAACCUAACUGAUGAUGCAGAACACAUAUAAUUGGCUAGUUCUUCCUCUCAAGAUGUGUUUCCAAAUUUCCCCUGAAUCCUAAACCGCAACAUACUACCCCUAGGCACUUGUAGAUCUGAGAGGGUUGGAUAGGUGUAAGCACGAUGGUGGGAGCUCCAUCUUACCAUCUGAUACACCAGGUGGAAUUUUUGCUAUAUUGCUUAUACCUGUCCAAUCCUUUCAUAUCUACGCAAGUGCAUGGGAGGAGGGACUAAGGGUUGAUUUGGUAUACAGGGAUACUGUUACAUCAGUCUUCUCCAAGUGAGUGUUGUAUUUUUACUGCAUGAGGCUUUUUUUAUCGUAUCGGUUGCCAAUAUUAGUUAAUUCAGCUCUCACCUUCAACUUAAAGUUCUCAACAAGGGAACCUUGUUCAUAUACAUACACAGAACAUGGACAUCAAACUGUGUGCCUCUAAGACUUGCUUCCAUAAUCUUCCUAAAUUAAAGCACUUGGUAAAAAUUGGGUGUGGACACUCGAUUUCAGAUGUCAAGUGCAUUUUGGCUGUCUUUUUGACAUCCCUCAUAGUCACAUUGUAAUAGCUACUUAGGUCGAUACUGCAUUGCAAGCUCAUGAGAAACAUUGUUUUAUUAAAUGUAUGUCAAUGUGAUCUGGGAGCCAUCUUGUGUGGUCCUAACCUCAUGCUUGCUUGUACACUUCGCUCGCUCACUUUAACUGUAACACCCAUAUGUAUGUAACAGCAGCUCAUGUCUUAGCGUAGAUGCUCUCCAACGGUUGUUGGAAUUUUGGCAUCUCAGGUCACGUCUUGAGCCAACAUGGUGUCACAGGGGGUAAGGUGUCUUAUCUCAGCUCUCUGUCAAAAUGUGGUGUUCAUGUGCUACUCACAACCAAGAAACUCUGAAAUAUCCAACUGGGAAACUCGGUAGAAGAGUGCUUGAUUCAUCACCUGAAAGCUUUGGACAUCGGAAGCUCAGAGUUAUGACGUGUGGGAUAUUUAAGGCUAUUUUUUUGUUCCAAGAUUCUUUCAGAGUUUACGAUAACUCUGGUACCACAUGACAGCAGUUACUGUCUUGCCGACUACCCAUCUCCCACCUCCUUUAUCCAGUAAGCUGUGCAUUUCGUAAGCAUUUUUGGCAAAGCGCUGACCAUUUGCUAGCUACCAUAUUUAAUGUGUAUUUACAACUAUCUGUAAGUAUAGGCAGGAGAUAUGCAGGGUGGCAAUGCCUGACUUAGGACAUAACAAUGAUGCGUCAGAAUCAGAUGCAACUGAAAGAUAAUUAUCAAAGUACUUUAUCACAUGAUUUUAAAUGUUCUACAUGUCAUUGACCCCAAAGAAUUCAGAGGCUUGGUGCAAUUGAUGUUCACACAUCUAGAGUAUUUGGCAAUUAUUUUUCUUUCUAUCUUUUCAUAACUGUUUUUUUUUUACAAACCAAGACUACAAUAUCAAGCUAAAUCAAUUUGAGACCACACACAUUCCUGUCCAUGGUCACAUACUUUACUAGAAAACAAAUUAACAUCUUCUUUAAAUGGAGUUCCACAAUAAUAAUAUAUGUGUAGCUAAGCACCUACAGUAUGUGUAACAUUACAAUUAGUCUCAACACACUGAGCGUUUGAAACACAACACGUGUAGAUGUAACCGGAUCCUACUAUACCUGUACUCUGCUGCUGUGUUCAGGAAGAGCGUGGGUGGGUCCACUUCAAAAUAUAUUAUACAGUACUGCGAAUACAUCGCUGACACUGAUUACAAUUAUUACAGUUGAGUAACCUGCAUAGAAAUGCCCAGGGCCUAGACUGAUCAUGUUAAAUACCCAAUGGAAGAAAGGGUACAGCACAGAAAUAGAGAACUACAAACCUUGGAUUAGAUUUAAUGGGAUAAGAUUUUAUCUUUGUGUCUUCUGUGUUCUUUAUUAUAGAAUGCUUCUCAACGUUAACACUGUUGUAAAGUCAGGUGAAUUCCUUGUCAAUGAAAUAUGUGGGUAGGAAUACUUUGAAAUGGGCAGGAAUAAUAUGAAAUGUGGGCAAGAACACUAUUUUUGGGAAAUAAGCAUUAACCAAUAUUAUAUUUAUUAGAGAGGGGAGAAUUAUAAAUGAUGAAUUUUGAUCUUAUGACAUGAUGGUUGAAGUGCCUCCAUUGAUCUGAACCUGACCUUCAGUAUUGGUAGUAAUAUUUGGUUGUUUGAAUUCAUGGUCUUUCUUUCCAAAACUCCUAUAUGAAUUGAGUCCAUAAGUGAUCAAUGUUCUGCUGGCUGUACAUUUUUUAUAUUGACAAACGUUACACAGCCGGCCCUUAGGUUGUCUUUACUGUCACCAGAUCAAUUGGAAAUUAAACUAACCUCCAUACUUCAAAUGAAACCAUGAAAUACCUGAAAGUGAGGCAAUUUUGUGUUGACAAAUCAGAUACAUCCAAUAGUUGGCCAUUUUAGAUCUAUUCACUUGUGUCCAGAAAGGAGUAUGCAGCUGUUCGGUCUGAGGUAUAAUUCAUUGUGCUGCUUUUCAUGCACUUUAAUGUGAAAUGAAAUGUCUUUAAAUGUAUGCCAUUUGACACCCAUUGUGUACUAAUGCUCAUUUGUAAUACUUCAUGAUUGUCACAUCACUCCCCCAUUAGCUGAGGUUGUUCUAAAAUCUACACCGUACCCUAUAUUAUUGCAGUCUGGUUUAAGGUGUAGAUUAUCAAUAUAUUCCUCUAGGAUACAAGACCGAAUGGGAGUUCAGUUCACUGGUAUAGUCCCUUAGGUUUGCACAUUUCUGGAACCUUUCUGACUCCCAGUUCCCUCCCUGCUUAUUCUCUUCUGAUUUCAGAAAUUCUACAACCAAGAUUUCUGAAAAGAGUGGGAAUUUGGUAAAUAAACGUGGCAUUGCCACACCUCCAGUUAUCUGAUGUUUUUACAUGAUCCAGGUUUUCCCUUGACCACCUAAAGGGUCCCUAGUUCAUGCUGAACAUUUUCAAACCUCCACUACAAGUGUAUGUACUAUAAAAAUGUUUUGUUGUAGAUUAUCAAUCUAUCAUCUUUUGUCCAUCAUAUCCUUGUAGUUCUCUGUCUAAAACAAGAAGGUUAGAAAGGACCCCCAACAUGCAGGUUAGAGAUCAAAUAAGCAAGUGCCUCACAACUGGUAUUCCUCCAUGAGGUGACUUUCCAUCCAUGAAAACCACUUCAGCCAGUUAGCGUAGUGUCCAAGCAAUAUCUUUGGCCAUGUUCAGAAGGGGUGGCCAGUCACUCAGUCACUAAAAAUGACCCCCUCUUCCAUUAGAGACAUCCCGGCAAAAACCAUUGAUGCUCUACGUAUUCAACAGCAGGACCAACUGACUGUUACUGUAUAGGUUUUCACAUCACUGCCUCACUGCCAGUGCAGACACUUUGUCCACUCACAUAAAGGGUGCGUUCCAGAUACAGUGAUUUUGAUCAGGGCUAAGUUUCCCAAAAACAUCUUUAGCAUUCAAAAAUCAUUGUUUGUCCAUUGCCUACCUUAGGAUGAUCUUAGUGCUAAAGAUUAUCGCUAUGUUAUUGGGAAAGUCACCCCAGAUCUUUGUAAUGCCUGGAGAAGUCUUUUAUGUCUGAUCAACCACAUCAACAUGAUGUAAUCAUCCUAUAAUCUACGCAGACCUGUGCAGGAUCUGUGUAUCUGGAGCGCAACCAAAUGACUGAACCCUCCCCAAUGCAGUCAGAUUGGUCAGAGUAACUUCACAGCUCCUGCCUGGCUGUGCAGACUUGUGCAAUGUGUACGGAUCCGAGACAAAGACGAUGUGUGUGUAUAUGCACCUUAGUGAACGUGUGAAGAACGGUAUAGCAGUGCUGGGUGUUGUAUAUUCUCUGUCAUGUACUGAAAUAUUUUAGAGGAAAAAUAUAUUUGAAAUAUGACUCCAAAAUGUAUAAAUAAAUAAUCAUGAAAGAA
Messenger RNA from Salmo salar (Atlantic salmon), 9827 nucleotides. Its product is annotated as MAM domain-containing glycosylphosphatidylinositol anchor protein 1. NCBI's taxonomy places the organism in Eukaryota, Metazoa, Chordata, Actinopteri, Salmoniformes, Salmonidae. Gene Ontology annotation, biological process: synapse organization; homophilic cell-cell adhesion. Gene Ontology annotation, cellular component: neuronal cell body; axon; plasma membrane. Gene Ontology annotation, molecular function: axon guidance receptor activity; protein binding. The record is from RefSeq and is a predicted model, not a curated record.